Molecule: messenger RNA, 5185 nt
Organism: Salvia splendens (bonfire salvia)
Lineage: Eukaryota; Viridiplantae; Streptophyta; Magnoliopsida; Lamiales; Lamiaceae
Exons: 2
Coding region: 533-4981 (1482 amino acids)
Biological process (GO): DNA integration
Molecular function (GO): nucleic acid binding
Source: RefSeq, a predicted model, not a curated record
CAGAUCUACUCUCCUGGGUGACAAACUCAUAGUUUAGGAUGUUUAGAUGGGUGAUUAACACAUGUUGUUGAAUCUUUUGAGGUAUAAAGUAUAUGUUUCACCCACUUUUCAGCUAUUUUUUAGAGUUAACAAGUUUGUCGGAGUUUUGAUGCAAGAACAGGUCUAAAACGGGCAAAACGGAGCGAACGGGCUGACCACAGAAUGUUCGCCCGACCGGGCGUUUUUCAUCCAACAAAACGCCCGACCGGGCGUUUGAAGCCUCAUCGCGAUUUACCCAGAUCGCCCGACCGGGCAUAUUCCGACUUACAGAUCGCCCGACCGGGCGAUUUGUCGCUGUUGCCAACUUUGCCUCUUUCUUACUCCGGAUAUAAAAGGGUUCUCACUCAUUUCCAAACCCUAACUCCCACACCACGAAUCUUAGCAAGAAAGUAAGGUUUUGAGAGGAUUUGAAGUCAAGGAGCUUCCCAUUUCCAAGAGAUUGGAGGAAGGAGACCCCCCACCAUCAAUUCCACCAUAGGGAGUUCUAGUUUUUAUGCUCACGCGCUCAAGUCGUUUACCCCUUGAGCCGAUUAAUUUAGAGAUAGAAGCCGCCAAUAGAAGAAGAGGAGGACGAAGGAGAAGAGCAAGAGCUCAACAUCAAGUUGAGCCAAUGGAAAAUCCACAUGGGAACAAUGAGGGAAUUCCCCCUCCACCUCCACCUCUAUUAAAUCAAGACCAAAUCAUUCUCCAACUACAACAAGAAAUGGCGGAGAUGAGAAGGGAAAGAGAGGAGGAAAGGAGGCGAGAGGCUCCGGUUAGAGACGCAUUUGGGAACGUCAAUAUCCCACAUCCACCCUAUGAUACAAGGGUGAAUGCCAACAAUUUUGAGUUGAAGACAGGAUUGAUUCAAUUUGUGGAGCAACGUGUUUUCUCGGGAAGGCCCACGGAGGAUCCUAAUAGGCACUUAUCUAAAUUCUUAGAGAUUGCCAAUACAACUAAGCUUAAUGGGGUUCCCGACGAUACAAUCAAACUUAGGCUAUUUCCAUUCUCAUUGUCGGGAUAUGCUAGAGAUUGGUUUGAUAACCUUGAGCCGGGCUCGGUUACAAGUUGGGACGACUUAGCCCAAAAGUUUUUGGAUCGAUUCUUCCCUCUAAGCUCCACUCUCAACCUCCAAGCAGAGAUCUCCCACUUUAAAAUGAAGGGCCAAGAGUCUAUGUUCGAGGCUUGGGAGAGAUUCAACGCCUUGCUAAAGAAAUGCCCCAACCAUGGGUUAUCUCCGGGCCAUCAAGUGAGCCUCUUCUACAAUGGAUGCUCGGAGUUUAUCAAGAGUCAAUUAGACUUUGGUUCGGGGGGUUCAUUCUUGGACAAGGGGGUCGAGGAGUGCAAGAAGAUGCUUCAAAGGCUUGCCUAUACUAGCAAGGGUUGGAGCUCGGGCCGAGAUAGUUCAAUGCCGGUGGCUUCGGUUGUGGAUUCGGAUGCAUUCAAUCUUCUCAACCAACAAAUGAUGUUGUUGAAUCAAAAGGUGGAUGGCCUUAGUUUGGGAGUGGCACCUAUGGGAGAGCCUUUACAUACCGUGGAAGAUGUCAAUUAUGUGCAUCAAGGAGGGAAUCAAAGGAACUUCUACAACUAUCGCCCUAACAAUGGGGGUGGUAAUUACCAAGGCUAUCGCUCACCCUUCAAUGCACAUCCAAACCUUUCUUAUGGCAAUCCAAACAAUGCUAUCCAACCACCUCCACCACCUCGUUUCCCUACACCUAGUGGGUCGACAAGUGGGGCCGCUAAUGUGCCCACCAAUUCUAAACCUUCAAGUGAUGAUGUCACCCAUGAGCUUCUAAAAGCUCUAAUGGAGAAGACCGAUGGAAUCAUGACACAAUCUACUAAGAGAAUUGAUAAGGUUGAGACGGCGGUAGUGGAGGUCACCACGAGAAUGGGGGCUUUGGAGCAUCAAAUGAGUCAAAUUGCCCAAGCCGUGGGCCAACUUCAUCAACCGGGGCAAUUCCCAAGCAACACCAUUCCUAACCCAAAGGAUUGCAAGGCUAUCAAUUUGAGGAGUGGAACAAGCUAUAAGAGCCCCCCUAUGCCCGAAAAGGAAGCUAUUGUGCAACCCGAAGAAGAAGAGACAAUAGAAGUGGAGGCAUCAACGAAGAGCCCACCAAAAGAUCAAGCCGAGACAAUAGUUCCUCCUAAGCCCACGGAAGUUAAACUUCCUUUCCCUCAAAUGAUGCAAAAGAAAAAGAAGGAUGAACAAUUUUCAAGAUUUUUGGAUAUCUUUAGGAAAGUUCAAAUUAACAUCCCUCUUGUUGAAGCACUUCAACAAAUGCCAAGUUAUGCAAAGUUCCUCAAGGAUGUGGUAUCACAAAAAAGGAAAUGGGGGCACUAUGAGACGGUCAACUUGACGGAGAGUUGCAGUGCAAUUAUUCAAAGGAAGUUGCCGGCCAAAAUGCAAGAUCCGGGAAGCUUCACUAUUGAGUGCACUAUUGGAAAUUGCUUUGUGGGGAAUGCCUUGUGCGAUCUAGGGGCUAGCAUUAAUCUUAUGCCAUUGUCCUUCUUCAACAAGUUGAAUAUUGGUAAAUUGAGAUCGACUAGCAUUACUUUGCAAAUGGCGGAUAGAUCGGUGGCAUAUCCCUCGGGCAUAGCAGAAGAUAUAUUGGUGAGGGUGAAUGAGUUCAUAUUCCCCGUUGACUUCGUGGUGUUGGACAUGGAAGAGGAUAGAAUUGUACCUCUUAUUUUGGGAAGACCGUUCCUUGCCACCGGGAAGGCCAUGAUCGAUGUUUCAAAAGGGGAACUUACACUUCGCCUCAAUGAUGAGAGCGUGACAUUUUCGAUAUAUGAGGCCUUAAAGAGGCAUGAUGCGGAACCGGGAGGAAGCCUACAACAUUGCAAUGUUGUGACCGUGAUGGAUGAGUGUGUUGGAGGAGUGGCACCGACCUCUUACUUGGAUGAUCAAUUAGAGAGAUGCAUUUCUCAUUCCAUGUAUUCUUCUCAUUCUUUUGAUGUUUUGGAUGCUAACCCCGAGUUGUUGGAAUUUGUAGGUGCUUUGGACUCGGCUAAAGAAAUCCCUAGAUCACUUCGUCCACAAUUUCUACCUCUUAGGAGUGGAAGUGAAGAUAGCAAUAAAGAUGGGGAAAACAAGAAGCUUGAGUUGAAGCCACUUCCACUACACUUGCGAUAUGCCUUUCUUGGAGGGAAUGACACUUUUCCGGCAUUUGAGAAGCUCAAGGCGGCGUUGGUGAGUGCCCCAAUCUUGAUCUCCCCCGAUUGGUCUCAACCUUUCGAGAUCAUGUGUGAUGCAAGUGAUGUGGCGGUAGGCUCGGCUUUGGGACAAAAGAGAGACAAGAUAUUCCGGGUGAUAUAUUAUGCUAGUAGGACAUUGGAUUCGGCUCAAGCUAACUACACCACUACCGAGAAGGAAAUGCUUGCGGUGGUCUACUCUUUUGACAAGUUCCGCCCUUACCUUAUUGGGGCCAAAACUAUUGUCUUUACUGACCAUGCCGCCAUCCGCCAUCUAUUUGUUAAGCAAGAUGCAAAACCAAGGCUUAUAAGGUGGAUCUUGCUCCUUCAAGAAUUUGAUUUGGAGAUCCGAGAUAGAAAAGGGUGUGAGAAUGUGGUGGCGGAUCAUCUCUCAAGAUUGGAGCAUGCUAGUGAAGAGGAAAAAUUGAAGUUGGUCAUCAAUGAAGAAUUCCCGGAUGAGCAUUUGUUUUAUGUGGCCAAGGGUCAAGUGGCAUGGUAUGCCAAUAUUGUGAACUAUCUUGUUGCUAAGGUGAUUCCCGAAGGACUUGAGGACUAUCAAAAGAAGAAGUUCUUCCACGACGUGAAGUUCUAUUUUUGGGACGAGCCUUGUCUUUUUAGAAGAUGUGCCGACAUGGUGAUUAGAAGAUGUGUCCCUCAAGAGGAGUGGGAGUCCGUUAUUAUGCAUUGCCACACCGCACCUAGUGGGGGGCAUUUUGGAGCUAACCGGACUGCUAUGAAAGUGCUCCAAAGUGGUCUAUUUUGGCCAACCAUCACCAAAGACUGCCAGGACUACGUGAGAAGAUGCAACGAGUGCCAGAGAAUGGGGGGUGUUUCUAAGAAGAAGGAGAUGCCAUUGACGACAAUUGUUGAAGUCGAGUUGUUUGAUGUGUGGGGCAUUGACUUCAUGGGGCCCUUUCCUCCAUCUAGUGGGUUCCAAUACAUUCUACUAGCCGUUGACUAUGUAUCAAGGUGGGUGGAAGCCAUUCCUACCCAAACUAAUGAUUCAAAGGUGGUGAUUAAAUUCGUUCAAAAGAACAUAUUCACGCGAUUCGGCGCACCUCGGGCUAUCAUAAGUGAUGGAGGGUCUCAUUUUCGCAAUAGGUGGCUAGAGGCGGUCUUAGCAAGGCAUGGAGUGAAGCAUCGGGUGACAACUCCUUAUCAUCCACAAGCUAAUGGUCAAACCGAGUUGGCCAAUAGAGAGAUCAAACAAAUAUUGCAAAAGAGUGUCAAUGCUAACCGUAGAGAUUGGGCUCUCAAGCUUGACGAUGCUCUAUGGGCGUAUAGGACGGCUUACAAGACGCCAAUCGGGAUGUCACCUUAUCAAUUGGUCUUUGGGAAAUCAUGCCAUCUCCCGGUUGAAUUGAAGCACUCAUCAUAUUGGGCGGUGAGGCAAAUGAACAUGGACUUCACCAAGGCCGGCAAGGAAAGGAAGCUUCACCUCAAUUUACUUGAUGAAUUUAGGAAUGAAGCUUAUGCUAAUUCCUCAAUCUACAAGGAGAGAAUGAAAACGUAUCACGACAAGAUGAUUGAGAGGCGUGAAUUCCACAAGGGGGAUGCCGUGUUGCUUUUCAACCACAAGUUGAGACUCUUUCCGGGCAAGCUAAAAUCUAAGUGGUCGGGACCCUUCACUAUCAAGGAGGUCAUGAGCAAUGGCACAAUGGAGCUCAAAGGACCCGAUGGAAGCACGUUCAAGGCAAAUGGUCAAAAUCUCAAGAGGUUCUUUACCAAGGAGCAACAAGACGAGGUCUUUGUGGUUGCCUUGAUUGAGUAGUGGAGCUUGCAAAGCGUCGGGCAAAUGACGUUAAACAAUUGCGCUAUGGGGGAGGCAACCCCUAGUAGGUAAAAUUUAUAGCUUUUGUGUUUUUGGUGUGUUUUUAUUUUGUUCUUGUUUUUGGUGUGUUUUGUGUGUUUUAAGUGGAACAGGAGAUAGGCUUUGAUGGGUGAAAAGCGGACAAAAAACUGGAGAAAUGGCGAA